Osmia bicornis bicornis is the source of this 647-nucleotide messenger RNA. RefSeq lists its product as uncharacterized. The transcript is spliced from 4 exons. The record is from RefSeq and is a predicted model, not a curated record. The coding region runs from base 99 to 590 and encodes 163 amino acids. Lineage: Eukaryota; Metazoa; Arthropoda; Insecta; Hymenoptera; Megachilidae. Gene Ontology annotation, biological process: mitochondrial electron transport, NADH to ubiquinone.
GUCACUGGUUGUAACCAGUUGUGACGUAAUAUUUAAAGUUCGUCCUAAUAAAACGGAAGGUUUGUUACGACGAAUAUUAAAAUCAGAAAUCACUUACAAUGGAGCCUACUGACAUUGCUAAGAUAGAUGCAGUAUCAAUUGCUGGUCGUGUUGGUAGAGAAAGAGAGCGUUUGAUUGGUAUGACAGAUGAAGAACGUGCAUGGAGGGCACGUUUCGUCAAAAGUCAGGAACUUGCACCAGAUGAACCAAUAAAACCAAAAGGAUACGAUAAAUUAUAUUAUAAUCCUCUUCGAAGAUUUUAUAGAGCACCAUUAAACAAAGUUGAAAAUGCAUUAACUCCAUUAUUGGGUGAGGCUGCUGCAAUUAUUGUACGUAAUAUAAUAGGAAGAAGCAUAAUUGGUAUCUUUGUAAUUUAUGGUUCAUGGUAUUACUUCAAAUAUAAUCAUGCGACUUGGAUGCGACAGUCUGGUUGGAGAAUUAUGUCAUCACGUCCUAGGGUAUACCCAGGAACUAAAGAUUUUCCCAAUUUUAAAGCUCCAAUGAAACCUAAUGAAUAUGCUACAUUUGGCUUUGAAAACAGUCCCAUAUAAACAUUGUAAGAAUUGAUUUUGAAAAUAGUCUUAAAUGUAAUAAAAUAAUUUAACAUA